Molecule: messenger RNA, 1008 nt
Organism: Gastrolobium bilobum
Lineage: Eukaryota; Viridiplantae; Streptophyta; Magnoliopsida; Fabales; Fabaceae
Exons: 4
Coding region: 1-1008 (335 amino acids)
Molecular function (GO): protein binding
Source: RefSeq, a predicted model, not a curated record
AUGGCUGAACCCCAAAAGUCACGUGUGAUUAAGCUUUACUUGAAUGGUGCAAAGCAUUCAAGAACGGUCCCAGAAGACUGCCCACAGACGGAGAUCAUCGCUGAUCCUCGUUCCAAGAAAAUGAGAAAAGAUGCUUUUGAAAUUUCUCCGCAACUGAGAAUGAACAAAACGACGGCUGAACAUGAACACCGACCAACAAAGUGCAGAUUGCAAAGUGCAAGAGAAGGAAGGUGCUUCAGACCGGAAAACUCCAAAAUAAUGUCAAGAGCAGCUUCCCAAGUUUGUGAGUUGAAGAAGGAAGGUGCAGAGUGCAAGAAAGAGAAGAAACAAAGCAUAGACAGAUACAAAAAAAUGCAAUGUUGGGUGAUCUUGAAAAGGUUGAAGGAAGGAAGAGAUGCUUGGGCUUUCAAAGAAGCUCUUGAUGUUAAGGUCUUGGAGUUUAAUGAUAACCCUGAAUCUGUAUCAAAGCCAAUAGGUUUAAAGGAUAUUGAGGUCAAAUUGAACCACUAUCUGUAUUACAAACCUAAGGAAUUUGCAGAAGAUAUGAGGCUUGCAAUUUCUUAUGCAUUGCUAUACCCUUGGAGGAGUGAGAUUCACAUGAUUGCAAGGAGGCUUCCUGCCCUUGUUUUCUAUCGAAGUUUUAGGUGUUCUUUUAGUUCGUUUCGUUUAAAAAUCACAGCAUCUUGGUCAUAUGCACUUCUGCCGCAAGGAAUGAAUACCCACCAAAAAUCAGGGGGCCAUUCAAGAAUGUCAAGAAUGGGGUCCAAAGCUUGUGAGUUGAAGAACGAGAGUUUAAAGUGCAGGAAAGAGAAAAAGCCAAGGGAAGAGAUGGUUGGGCUUUCAAAGCCUCUUGAUGUUAAGGAUUUAGAGUUUCUUGAUGAUUCUGAGGCUAUAUCCAAGCCAAUGGGUUUGAAGGAUAUUGAGUCCAAAUUGAACAAAUCUUUGUACUCAAGACCUGAAGAAUUUCCAGAUGAUAUGAGAUUUGUAUUCAUUUAUGCAAUGCGAUGA